Messenger RNA from Castor canadensis (American beaver), 1238 nucleotides. It is a transcript of the gene Eapp, whose product is annotated as E2F associated phosphoprotein. The record is from RefSeq and is a predicted model, not a curated record. Lineage: Eukaryota; Metazoa; Chordata; Mammalia; Rodentia; Castoridae. Gene Ontology annotation, cellular component: nucleus.
GGAAGUGGAAUCGGGGACGCCUUAGGGGAGGGAUGCUGUGAAGUAAACACAGGAGCUUCGGGCGGUCAGUGGACCUGUGGGCCGCUGUAUGCAGCCAUGAACCGGCUCCAGGAUGAUUACGACCCCUACGCGCUUGAAGAGCCUAGCGACGAGGAUCCGGCUUUGAGCAGCUCUGAAGAUGAAGUUGAUGUGCUUUUACAUGGAACUCCUGACCAAAAACGAAAACUAAUCAGAGAAUGUCUUACUGGAGAAAGUGAAUCAUCUAGUGAAGAUGAAUUUGAAAAAGAAAUGGAAGCUGAAUUAAAUUCCACUAUAAAAACAAUGGAGGACAAGUUAUCCUGUCCGGGAACGGGGUCUUCCUCAGGAAAUGGGAAAGUUGGAAUAACUCCAACAAAGUACUAUGAUGAUAUAUAUUUUGAUUCUGAUUCUGAGGAUGAGGACAAAGCAGCACAAGUGACCAAGAAAAAAAAGAAGAAACGGCACAGGAUUCCAACAAAUGAUGAAUUACUAUAUGAUCCUGAAAAAGAUAACAGAGACCAGGCAUGGGUUGAUGCACAGAGAAGGGGUUAUCAUGGUUUUGGAUUACAGAGGCCUCGUCAACAACAGCAGCCUGUUCCAAAUAGUGAUGCUGUCUUAAACUGUCCUGCCUGCAUGACCACUCUCUGCCUUGAUUGCCAAAGGCAUGAAUCCUACAAAACUCAGUAUAGAGCAAUGUUUGUGAUGAAUUGUUCUGUCAACAAAGACGAAGUUCUAAGAUACAAGAACUCAGAGAACAGGAAGAAAAGGCGGGGCUUUAAGAAGAUGAGGUCCAACCCUGAAGAUCCUGCAGAGCAGGCAGACACAGAAGUGGAAGAAAUCUAUCACCCAGUCAUGUGCACAGAAUGUUCUACCGAGGUGGCAGUCUAUGACAAGGAUGAAGUCUUUCACUUUUUCAAUGUUUUAGCAAGCCAUUCCUAAACAGCUCAGCUGGCAUUCAGUUCCCCAGUACUGUUAUAAGGCAAAUGUGGAAAUGUUUUCCUCUUAUCUAUUCAUAACCUUAAGUGAUACUAAAUUACUUGAGGAAGCAGUGUUUUAUCUUUAUGAAAGAGAAUGGUUAUCAGUCUUUCUCUCUUCCCCCUUCCUUUGUUUUCCUUUAGUUUUCUCUUGAAUACUGAUGGGAUUCCAUUCUUGAUGGACAUUUGGAAACUUUGGGGCUUUUUAUUUAUUAAAGCCUUCAUAAUUAAAAUGUUCUGGUGUUA